Molecule: messenger RNA, 2728 nt
Organism: Lactuca sativa (garden lettuce)
Lineage: Eukaryota; Viridiplantae; Streptophyta; Magnoliopsida; Asterales; Asteraceae
Source: RefSeq, a predicted model, not a curated record
CUUUUUCGUGGUAUAAAUCAUGAUGAUUCACAGGUCAAAUCUAUUAAAAAAGACCGUACAAAUUUAACCGAAAAGGUAAGAAUACAAUAAAUUUUCCACAAUGUACAACCAUACAAAGCGAUUUGCUUCUGGAAAUAGCCAUUUUUCAUCUGGCGCCAACAUUUAUUCUUGUCAAUUAGCUGCAAAUAAUUCAAUUUAAACGUGCAUGACCUCCGCUUAGAUACACUAGAUUCUAACUCCAUAACCUUUCAAAAAGACAUUUAUACCCCUGCAACUCUUCCGUUUGUACCUACCCUUUCCUCAUAAAAGCCAUGUCCUUUUCCGUCAUAUUAAAAAACUCUGCUACCCUUUUACCUCUCCCUAACUCCGACCACCAUAACUGCAGUUUGAGCUUCAGAGAGGAACCAUGGACCCUCAUAGCUUCAUAGCACGGGCGGAGGCACAACGGUGGCUCGGAAUCGCCGAGAAACUGCUCAUGGGUCACGACCUUGUAGGAUCCAAGACAUUUGCGAUCCGAGCACGAGAAUCCGACCCGAGACUUGAAGCUGCUGAUCAGAUCCUAGCAAUUGCAGAUACGCUCCUCGCCGCCGAGAAACGAGUCGCCGGAAGCCAUGGCACUCAGCAGCCGGAUUAUUACGCGAUUCUUCAACUCGUUAGGUUUGUUCAGGACACGGAACACAUCGCCGAUCAGUACCGACGGCUUGCUGUAACAUUAAACCCUCAUCAAAACCGGUUUCCGUACUCCGAUCAAGCGUUUCAGCUUGUGAAUGAUGCUUGGGCUGUGUUGUCGAAUCCUUUACGGAAGUCUAUGUAUGAUUCGGAGCUUGAUUUUCCACAACAGCAGGAGAUGAAUCAUAUAGGGUUUAACCUCGAACACCAUCACCACCAGCAACAGCAACAGCAACAUCAACACCAGCAGCAGCAUCAACAUAAUUUUUUUUCGAUCAAUCGUAUGGGGUCAGGUAAUGAACAGGAAUUGGUCGAACAACAACGGACAUUUCUUCAAACUAGGGUACAGCGGAGUCAUCAACAGCACAAUUUUAUGUCACAAUCGAAUCCUGUUAGGCCAUCGCCGGUGCGUGAGCAGGAGCAAUUGUUUCAGCAACGCGAGGAGGAAGAGCUGUUUCAGCCUCAGGUACAACCGUUUCAAAUUACGUCAACGCCGCAGCAACAAUUACGACCACCGUCACAACCUCCUCAGCCGCAGCUACCUACGCGAGCGUCGACGCCGCCUCCUCCUCCUGCAGCAUCGACACAACCUCCGGUGUCUUGGCCACAACCGCCACAGCAUUCACAACCGCAUCCACCUAUGCAGUCGACGACUCCGUCUCCGCCUCCGCCUCCUGCAGCAUCGCCACAACCUCCAGUGUCUUGGCCACAACCGCCACCGCAUUCACAACCGCAACCACCUAUGCAGUCGACGACUCCGUCUCCGCCUCCGCCUCCUCCUCCUGCAGAAUCGCCACAGCCCCCAAUGCCUUGGCCACAACCGGUACCACAUUCACAACCGCAGCCACAUAUUCGAUCGAGGUCUCCGCCGCCUCCUCCUCCUGAAGCACCGCUGCAACCCCCAGUGUCUUGGCCACAACCGCCACCCCAUUCACAGACGCCUUUACAAACACAGCCACAAUCACAACCGCAGCAGGAACAACAUCAUCAGCAACAAGAUUCGCUGGAACAGAAUGCUACCCCUGUCCAGCCUCCUACUCAUUCUGAUACGAACAAUAGUGUCAGCGAGGAAGAAAAAGAAACAGUAACCGAGUCAGAUUCUGAGAACAUCGAUUCAUCAUCUCCUACAUUUUGGACUGCGUGUCCUUACUGUCUAUACAUGUACGAAUACCCUAGGGUUUACGCAGAGUGCACCCUCCGUUGUCGCAACUGCGAAAGAGCGUUUCAAGCAGUUCCAGUCCCCUCUCCUCCACCCAUAAUCGAAGGCCAAGAAGCCUAUUUCUGUUGUUGGGGGUCCUUCCCAUUAGGGAUUUCGAUAUCAAACCUCGAGAACAACAAUGGCAAAGGCACAAACAAAUAUUGGACAUCCAUUUCACCUCUCUACGAUGUCUCACCUCAAGUUCAUCACAAUCUAAACGAUAGUUCGCCAAAGAAAAGAAGAAAUUCGGAACCACGUAUCUACAUAGAUGAUGUUACAGAUGAUAUCUUUACAGGUAUCUCAGAACCUAGCGACGAUUCUGAUCUUGAUUGGAAGGGCACCGAUAACAAAAAGGUGAAAAAGAUGAAGAAGAGAGGUCGUAAAAGGAAAGCAAAAGGUGUACAUGUUAAGAAGACUAGAAAAAGGAGGAAAAAGAUUCUUCAAAACAGUGUAGAGAGUAGCAAAAAGGAAGUGGUUAGUAAUAGUAACCCAAGAAGACAAUCGGGUCGGGUUGCAAAAGAAAUGGGGAAGUUGGAUUUGAAUGUUGAGUUUAAUAACAAUGAAGGGGAAGAAUCUGGUUCAAAGAUGAUUGGUGGGAAUCGAGGUCAAGGGCAGGGUGAAGAAGAUAACAUUGAAGGUAAUGGAUUUUUUGAAGGGCUUGAUGAGUUUUUAAGCAGUUUGCCAAUACUUUCUGUUGUGAAUGAAGAAAAGGACAAGGCUUCUUAGAUCUUAGUGAUAUGAGGUAAGUAGUUUUCUACCUUUCUUAAUGUUAUGAAUACUCAAAGUUUCCAUCUUUAACUUUUUCUGCUUCAUAUAUGUAAAAAUUUUAAAAAUUAUAUGAAGUUGGAUUGUUCUAUGGAA